Molecule: messenger RNA, 3786 nt
Organism: Recurvomyces mirabilis
Lineage: Eukaryota; Fungi; Ascomycota; Dothideomycetes; Mycosphaerellales; Teratosphaeriaceae
Product: class II myosin
Exons: 2
Coding region: 1-3786 (1261 amino acids)
Biological process (GO): endocytosis; actin filament organization; vesicle transport along actin filament
Cellular component (GO): cytoplasm; actin cytoskeleton; cell tip
Molecular function (GO): microfilament motor activity; ATP binding; actin filament binding
Source: RefSeq, a predicted model, not a curated record
AUGGCGGUCACGAAACGUGCAGGUCGUAAGAAGGAUGCGACACAGGCACCUGCGCAAGGUCGGCAAGGAGCUACUGGAGGGGCACAGCCAGCGAUUCGCAAGGCCGCCUAUGAGACCACGAAGAAGAAGGAGGUAGGUGUGUCAGAUCUGACAUUGAUCAGCAAGAUCUCCAACGAGGCGAUCAACGACAACCUGAAGAAGCGAUUCGAGAAUGCCGAGAUCUAUACAUACAUUGGCCACGUACUGGUGUCCGUUAAUCCAUUCCGGGAUCUGGGCAUAUAUACCGAUAAGGUGUUGGAUAGCUACAGAGGAAAGAACAGGCUGGAAGUACCGCCACAUGUGUUCGCGAUCGCCGAGAGUGCAUACUACAACAUGAAGGCCUACAACGAGAACCAGUGUGUGAUCAUUUCCGGCGAAUCCGGAGCUGGAAAGACAGAGGCAGCGAAGCGCAUCAUGCAGUACAUUGCCAGUGUAUCCGGCGGCACGGACAGCAGCAUUCAGCAGAUCAAAGACAUGGUGCUCGCCACCAAUCCUUUAUUGGAAAGCUUUGGCAAUGCGAAGACACUGCGGAACAACAACUCAAGUCGUUUCGGCAAGUACCUCGAGAUCCAAUUCAAUGCGCAGGGUGAGCCUGUGGGAGCGAACAUCAACAACUACUUGCUAGAGAAGAGCCGAGUUGUCGGUCAGACGAAGGAUGAACGGAACUUCCAUAUUUUCUACCAGUUCACGAAAGCCGCCAGCCAGGAGCAUCGCACGAACUUUGGGAUCCAACAGCCGGCGACGUACCAAUAUACGAGCAAGAGCAAGUGUUACGAUGUAGCAGGUAUAGAUGAUGUUGCGGACUUUAAGGAUACCCUGAAUGCUAUGAAAGUGAUUGGUAUACCACAAGCCGAGCAAGACAAUAUUUUCCGAAUGCUAGCCGCUGUCCUGUGGAUCGGCAACGUUUCAUACGUGGAGGACGAUCAGGGGAACGCUGCGAUAAGGGAUCAGAGCGUGGUUGAUUUUGUGGCAUACUUGCUCGAGGUCGACUCGUCGCAUGUCAACAAGGCACUCACGAUUCGUGUCAUUGAGACUUCGCGAGGUGGACGAAGAGGGUCCGUCUACGACAGUCCAAUGAAUAUUGCGCAAGCAGGCGCUGCACGUGAUGCUCUGGCUAUGGGCAUAUACACCAGGAUGUUUGAUUGGAUUGUGCAGCGAGUGAACGUGUCGUUGGCUGCGCGCGGCGUUCCAGCGCACAGCAUCGGUAUUCUGGAUAUCUAUGGUUUCGAGAUCUUCGAGAAGAACAGUUUCGAACAAUUGUGCAUCAACUACGUGAACGAGAAACUGCAGCAGAUCUUCAUUCAGCUCACGCUCAAGGCCGAGCAGGAUGAGUAUGAGCGCGAGCAAAUCCAAUGGACGCCGAUCAAAUACUUCGACAAUAAAGUCGUCUGCGAGUUAAUCGAGGAGAAGCGACCACCGGGAGUUUUCGCGGCACUGAACGAUGCGUGUGCAACGGCGCAUGCAGACCCUGGCGCGGCCGAUCAGACAUUCGUAUCAAGACUCAAUGCACUCUCUGGAAACCCUAACUUUGCGCCAAGGCAAGGUCAGUUCGUGAUCAAGCAUUACGCCGGUGAUGUGAACUACGACAUCGCAGGCAUGACGGACAAGAACAAAGACCAGCUACUCAAGGACAUUUUAAAUCUAGUCGCGCAGUCGAGCAAUCAGUUCGCACAUACGCUAUUUCCAAAUGAAGUCGAUCAGGACAACCGACGGCGACCGCCCACGGCUGGUGAUAAGAUCAAGGCUUCCGCAAAUGAUUUGGUUGCUACUUUGAUGAAGUGUACACCAUCCUACAUCCGCACGAUCAAACCGAACGAGAACAAGAGUCCAUCGGAGUACAACAACCAGAAUGUCAUGCAUCAGAUCAAGUAUCUUGGUCUACAGGAGAACGUCCGAAUCCGCCGGGCUGGCUUUGCUUACCGUCAGACAUACGAGAAGUUCGUGGAGCGCUUCUACCUCUUGUCGCCGAAGUGUAGCUACGCAGGCGAGUAUACGUGGACUGGCGAUGCGCGUACUGGUGUCAUGCAGAUCUUAAAGGACACGAGUAUACCUAAGGAGGAGUGGCAGAUGGGUGUCACGAAGGCCUUUAUUAAGACGCCAGAGACCUUCUUCGCGCUCGAAACCAUGCGUGACCGAUACUGGCACAACAUGGCCAUUCGUAUCCAGCGUGCAUGGAGAAACUACUUGCGCUACCGAAUCGAGUGCGCGACGAGGAUCCAGAAGUUCUGGCGCAAGAAGAGCGGUGGCGAGCCUUUCCUUGUCUUACGAGACGAAGGCACGAAGUUGCUCGCUGGUCGGAAAGAGCGUCGCAGGUUCUCACUCAUUGGCUACCGACGGUACUUGGGAGACUACCUUGGUAUUGACAACAAAGGUGGGUCAGGCGAGCUACUUCGCAACAAUGCUGGAAUUGGAUCUGGCGAAAAGACUUUCUUCAGUUGUCGGUGUGAACUACUGGUGUCGAAACUUGGACGAUCGUCGAAGCCGGAACCUCGAUUUAUUGUGCUUACGAGCAAGGCUGUUUAUCUGGUCAAGCAGGCUCUGGUCAACAAGCAGUUGCAGAUCUUCUCGGAACGAACCAUAGCACUUGGCGCCAUCAAGUUUGUGAGUGCCAGCAAUCUUAAGGAUGACUGGUUUGCCCUGGGUGUCGGAAGCCCGCAGGAACCUGACCCUCUCAUCAACUGUAUCUUCAAGAACGAGUUUUUCACACAACUUCGGACUGCAACAAGAGGAGCAGUACAACUUCAGAUCGGUGACGCGAUACAAUACAACAAGAAGCCCGGUAAGAUUGCCAGUGUAAAGGCAGUCAAGGAUCCACAAGUCCGACGAGACGACAUGUAUAAGUCUGGACAAGUACAUACAGGUGCUGGAGAGCCUCCAAACUCGGUCAGCAGGCAGACACCCAAGGGCAAGCCUGUUGCUGCGAAGGCCAUCACGACUGGAGGACUGCUCAAGAAGAGUGCAGGUGGUAAGCUAUCACAGCAAGCGCAAAAUCGACGGCCUAUACCUCAGGCGCAACCACUACCAGGACAAAACACGACGAAUGCUAUGCGGGCGACUGAGAGAAUUGUACCGCAGCCUGUGCAAGAGCGACCAGUCCAAGCACAGCCGAUACAGUCGCAACCUGUUGCGGCGAUGUCCAAUGGUCAUGCAAGGAAUGUCUCGACUGCUUCCUCGAGAAUGCCACCGCCCCCUCCACCGCCUGCUGCCGCGACUCAGCCACCGAAGGAUCCUGAAUACAAGGCUCUAUACGACUUCACGGGCCAGACUGGUGGUGAACUGAGUCUGAAGAAGGGCGAGAUCAUUGUCAUCACGCAAAAGGAGAAUAAUGGAUGGUGGCUAGGCAGACGAUCAGAUCACUCAGCGUCCGGCUGGGCACCAGCAGCCUACCUAGAGGAAGUCAAGCAAGCUCUUCCACCCCCACCACCGCCAGCCGCUGUAUCACGCCCACCGCCUCCUCCUGCGCCUGCAGCAGCCCGAGCAAACGGUAUCUCGAACGGCGCGCCCGCCGCGAAAGCAAAGCCCACACCUCCUGCUCCGCCGGCGAAACGUCCUGUGGGCAGAAAGCCUGCUGCUGGAAACACGCCAAGGGAUAGUGGUUACUCAGGCGGUAACACACCGGAUGGAGGCAGUGGCGCUGCGACACCCAAUGGCGGUGGCGGGGCCGGGAUUGCAGGUGGUCUGGCCGAGGCUUUGAGAGCGAGGCAGAAGGCCAUGCAUCAGAGGGAUGAUGAGGGAGGGGAUUGGUAA